This is a messenger RNA of Gossypium arboreum, 1239 nucleotides long. RefSeq lists its product as uncharacterized. The coding region runs from base 1 to 1239 and encodes 412 amino acids. The transcript is spliced from 2 exons. Lineage: Eukaryota; Viridiplantae; Streptophyta; Magnoliopsida; Malvales; Malvaceae. The record is from RefSeq and is a predicted model, not a curated record.
AUGGAUAUCGAAAAUGGUUACUUUUUGGCAAAGUUCCAAUCUUUCGAUGAUUACACUAAAGUUCUGGCGCAGGGCCCUUGGAUGGUGUAUAGCCAAUACUUAACAGUUCAACCCUGGACAAAGGAGUUUUGCCCCUCACAACCCUACCCAAGCUUAGUAUUGGCAUGGAUUAGACUGCCUGGACUUCCAAGUUAUUUAUACAAGAAGAAAAUUAUCGAGGUAAUUGGAAACACCAUUGGGAAAGUGAUUCGUUUGGACUUUAAUACUGAUAGCAGGACUAGAGGCAGGUUUGCCAGACUAGCAGCCUACAUCAAUCUGGAUAAACCUUUAGUUGCUCAAAUCCUUGUGAAUGGCAGAAUUCAGAAAGUUGAAUAUGAAGCGCUGUCGACCAUCUAUUUUUCAUGUGGGAAGUAUGGACCUACUGCGGAAUUCUGUAUUGUGAUGCAAUCAGAACCUAGACCGGAGGAGCAGAUGAUGAAUGUUGAUCAGGUGGCGUCGGAGAAAAGAGAAGAUACCACUGUUUAUGGACCAUGGAUGGUGGCCAAACGAAAAAGCAGGCGAAAUUCUCGGAAUAAUGUUCCUAUUAGAACAGAGAAUAAGGAGAAAGGAAAUUCGGGUUCCAGAUUUGGCGCUUUGGCUAGUAUGGAAGAUCCUAAUUUUGGGAAGAAACAAAAGAUCAUCCUUCGAGAUAACCCUAAAGUUAAUAAGAGGAAUCGGCUGGGGGGAGUUCUUCCGGAGAAUGGGUUGUCUAAUUCUAUUAUAGCAGACCCAAAUAUUAACAGGCCAGUGGUGGGCUCGGCUUUGCGAGCUAUUGACUCAAAUAAUGGCAAGCGGGAAGAAGACCUAAGAUUGUUUAAUGUGAUCCAGGCCAGUAAUCUAGAAGGCUCCAAUUGUAAUGCUUUGGACUCCACACAGUGUGACCCAGGAAGUUCUUCUAAGCAACCUUUUAUUUCAGAUUUUAAUUCUUUAGAUAACAUGGAUUUACAUAAUUCACAAAAUUCAAAUUUUAAUAAUAUGCCUGUGAAUUUCUCGUGCAUUAGCCCUAUGUUUGUUGACCAGGGGGAGAAUAAUAUUAAGGAUCUUAGUACAGCUUCUAAAACUGUUGCCUCGAUACCAGAAUUAAUUGAAAUUCCGGUUGCUAAUAUUACUAAAGGCUUGAAUAACACCAAGCAUACUGCUAUCUCAUUUAAAGAGAAGGAUUUAGCCGAUAAUAGAAACACGGGGAAGGCCUCCUUGUAA